AUGCUCUCCAGGGCUGCGUAUGCAGGCCGUGUAUGCCAGAGAUGUCGCGUCCAAUUCACCCUUAACAGCACCUUGGUGCGUCCGAUUCUCCUUGCGCCGACUCCGUUCCCCCUCAAGCUCCCGCGCCUACGAUUCUCGACCAAUUCGCCAAUUGACGCCGAUGUCACACCAGAACCGACCGAAAAGCCCCCAGCCGAGGGCGAAGCACUCGAACAACAGGAUGGUGCCCUCCCACCACCGGACACCAUUAACCCCACGACGGCCACCGCGAGAAGCUGGGCGCCUUUAGAUGCCAUAGUGGGCGAGGAAGGCCAAACCCCCGAUUUAACAAUCACGCGAUCUAGACAAAAAUGGAAGCGAAAGGAGAGGGUACCGCGAACCCGCGGCCUCGACAUCGAGGCGCCGAGCCUGGGCAUGCCCAUACUCGGCCAGCCCGGCCAUACCAUCGCUGCUGCAGAAGACAAUGAGGGCGGCACCGCGCCUCUCAGCGGUUUUGACCUCGAGGAGAGCCUGGCGGAGCAGAAGCGGGACAUCACAGUCGCAGAAGCGCGCCAGAACAUCACUGAGCUCCAGCCCCGGGAGCCCCGCGACCUCCUCGCGCGCGAGUUCGAUGAGCUCCUCAACACCUUAAUGGACGGCUUCACCGUCCGGCAGCUCGCCGACUACGUCUAUCACUUUAUCACCGGGAAGCCCGCCGCGUCCGUGGAGGAGCGCGACGCCCUGAUCCGGCCGCUGACGAGCCACUCCGCCUCGGCGAGGCACCGCACCGCUCCCGCUUUCAAGUGGAUCCAGGCCCAGAUGGCGCUGGCCAUCAUGCGCCUCUGCUGGGAUCUUAAGGUUAUGGAAGAGGCCCCUUAUAUCGGCGAGCUAGAGAUCAAGGCCGACGAGGACACCCUCAACUUUUUGCUUCUCGAAAACAAGGUUUUGAACGCCAUUAAAAGGUCGCUAGGUGAAGGUGCAAGUAUCAAGAUCAGGCCCGAAAACGGGCGGGUGCACAUCUUCGCUACCCGCUCCAAAUGCGAGACCGUCCUCGCCCGCCUUAACGAUUUCGUUUCCCGCAUCGCCCAAUCUAGCAUUCCCUUGAGCCAUCUCGGCCAGCGACGUCUUGAGAAUGAGGAUCUACGCCAGCUAAGCAUUCUGACCAACACAUAUCUGCGAUACAAGUCCCGCGGCCCUAAACCCGCCACCGAGUCUCGCGCUUCCACCGGCGCGAUUCUUGUCUCCCGUCUCACCCCAGCCAAAGACGAUCGCCACCCCGGUCUGGAGAAGACCCAAGACGUCGUCUUCCGCCUGCUCCACGCCGCGACCUCCCGCCGUGCAGAGGGCACCACCGUCUCCAAAAUUGUGACGGGCGACGGGCCCUCGCCGCGCCUGAGAACCUCCUUCUCGCCCGCCACACGGGCGACUACAGCAAGAUGCCCCGCUGACCCUUCCGGCACCGACGGUGGCAACAUCCCUCCCAGCGUCCUGAAGCUGGCACUGCCUCCGCGUCAGGGUGGGGAGGACCUACCUGCCGCUCCCUCCUCUGACUGGAAGCCUCACGAGAUCACGACGACCGCUACCUUUGGCCACAUCCUUCAUCCGUUUGAGGCGGACGGAGCCUCCCCCUUUAUCCAGCUGUCUCUCAGCGGCACCCUCUCCUGGCCCGACACCGAGAAACGCCUCCUCGCCGUUCCUACUACACACCGCGCCAAGAUCCAGAUACCCUCUGCGCCUUCUGACGUCGAGAUCACCCAGACCAUCCAGCACCAGAUGCGGGCUGACGCCCUCGACGCUGCCCACGGCCUCCGCGCCUUCGUCGAGACCGCUGCUCUCGACCUCGCCGCUGGGGACCUGCGCACCCCGGCCAGCCUAGCCAUCGCUCUCCCCACUGCCAUCUUCACGCGCGCCCCCGCCAACAGACAUGCCAAAUCAGCGUCAGGCGCCGUCCCAUCAUCGUUGUCGCCGUCCCAUACCGAGCCCUUAGCCCAAGAAGAAGUCACGCAAGCGGACAGCUCAGCAGCUCUCCCACCCGCCGCCAAGACCGUCAACGUCGCCUAUACGUUCGCCGGCCUUGAGCUCCAUACCACCGCUUCUAUCCCUUUCCGGGGCCACAUCCUCCGCUACACAGCCGUCGAGGGCGGCCACCGCGCUGGCCGAAGCGGCCGUCUCUCGCUCGAAGCCGCCCCUGCUCCGGGAGACGACGGCAACUCCUCGAGCGCGAGCCCCAGCGACAGCAAGCUCCAGAGGGCAUUUCUUAAAGAAGUAGCGCAGAUUGCCAGAGGCGCGUACUUUCCCUGGACGGGCACCCGGCCCGUGGACCAUGUCGCCUCUACGGAAGACAUGGGUGCAUAA
Molecule: messenger RNA, 2334 nt
Organism: Parascedosporium putredinis
Lineage: Eukaryota; Fungi; Ascomycota; Sordariomycetes; Microascales; Microascaceae
Source: the annotation of a GenBank genome assembly